Messenger RNA from Pyrus x bretschneideri (Chinese white pear), 1354 nucleotides. RefSeq names its product inactive protein RESTRICTED TEV MOVEMENT 2. Bases 40 to 1146 code for a protein of 368 amino acids. The transcript has 2 exons. NCBI's taxonomy places the organism in Eukaryota, Viridiplantae, Streptophyta, Magnoliopsida, Rosales, Rosaceae. The record is from RefSeq and is a predicted model, not a curated record.
UUUUCUACAGAAACCCAAAAGCGAGAGAGAGAGAGAGAGAUGGUUAUGCGACGUGGUCCAAUUGGUGGAAGCUCUGGUACUAAUACCCGACCAAGACAAACCAAUCGUCCCACUUAUGAAGAUUUCCUGCCCCGCUUUGAAUUGAAGGAAGAGCAGGAAGCUCACAUAGUACUUGUUCAUCUGCCUGGUUUUGUGAAGGAGCAGGUGAGGAUUACUAUUGAGCAUAACCCUAAUGUGAUUAGGGUUCAUGGACAAAGACCUCUGGGCAACAACAAAUCGAGCCGUUUCAACCAAACAUUUCCGAUUCAAGAAAAUUGCGACGUAAGUAAAAUUGAUGCCAAAUUUAACGAUGGGAUUCUUACCAUCACAAUACCAAAGCCAGUCAUCACACAGACAGCAGCAACCAAACCAGUCCAAGAGCCACCACCGAAAACUGCUGCAACCGCUCCCAAGCCGAUGCCACAGAAAGUUCAAGAGGACCCAAUUCCUUCAAAGCCGAGUUUGACAACACCGGCCGCUGCUGCGUCAAAGGCAGAAAAGGCUACUUUCACUGCCAGAGAUGAAAAAGAAAAGGAUGACAAGAAUGGUGGUCGUCCAUUAGGCCCUCCGAAAGGCACUGCAGCCGAGACAAAAUCACAAAAGGAUAAGGAGGACGCGGCUCUGCCAAUACCACUUUCAUCGACCCAGAAUUUCAAACAAAGGGAUGAGAAGAGGCUGUUACCUUUGACUCGUCCGGAAACAGGCAUCGGCAUGCCCAAGUCUCAAGAGCAUGGUCAUGAUGGAGAGAGGGGAAAGGCUUCUGUCGAGAGUGUGUCUCGAAAGCGGGUUGAAAACAGGGAUCAGAGAGAAGCAGAUGGGAAGCCUGAUGCAGAACCGAAGAAUGCUGAGAAACUUAACAAAAUUACUCUACAUAAGGAAACCGGUGAGAGAAGCAAAGAAGCAAGGGGUCUCGGUAAGCCUAAAGAGGACUCCGUGGCUGCAAAUGUGAUGGGUGGUGCAAAGCAGCAUAUGAAAAACCUCGGGAACGGGAUGAGCGAUGAAGAGAAGCAGAUGUUGAUCAAUAUGGGCGCGGCAGUUCUAGUUCUUCUGGCACUAGGGGCUUCUGCAUCCUACAAUAUCUGGUCCUCUGCAACAGGCAAAAACUAAGCCCAGCAUCCUUUCACAUUCCAUUACAAAUCUGUUAUUACAAAGUAUACAAACAUAUGCACAAGUAUUGCAGCUUUUACAUCAAUUUGUAUAGGCAUUAACCUUCGACACGUAAAUAUACCUUACAAACCAGUGUAAUAUAUAUAUAUAUAUAUAUAUAUAUAUAUAUAUCCAUCCUUGGAACAUGAAAGCAAUACAUUGUCGCUGA